Fraxinus pennsylvanica is the source of this 489-nucleotide messenger RNA. The record is from the annotation of a GenBank genome assembly. Lineage: Eukaryota; Viridiplantae; Streptophyta; Magnoliopsida; Lamiales; Oleaceae.
AUGAUCAUUAAGGGUUACAUCAUAGGCAGUCGUGGAUCCUUGAUUGUAGAUAUCAAUGGAGACAUAGACACGUUCAGAACAACCCACUGCUUGCAAUUUAAUAUUGUGAAAAUGGUGAAAUCUCCGGAAACAGAGCAUCCUCUCAAGGCUGUUGGAUGGGCUACAAGAGACUGGAAUUUUUUUUUACCUUUCAAAUUCUCUAGAAAGGCGACCGAAGAGCAUGAUGUGAAGUUCAAAGUGUUGUAUUGUGGGGUCUUUCAUUCGGAUCUUCAUAUAACCAAGAAUGAAUGGGGCUUCACUCAGUAUCCCCUUGUUCCCGGCCACGAGAUUGUGGGUCAAGUAACUGAGGUUGGCAGCAAGGUGGAGGCAGAGACACGUUCAGAGCCGGAUUUGAGCCUGGUGAGCUUGGCUUUCUUAUGGGCAAGUAUGAAUGGGCCUUCUGAGCUGGCAAUCGUCGACGAGGCCAACAACAAAGCCACCACGACAUAG